Molecule: messenger RNA, 1310 nt
Organism: Anopheles aquasalis
Lineage: Eukaryota; Metazoa; Arthropoda; Insecta; Diptera; Culicidae
Source: RefSeq, a predicted model, not a curated record
GUUGCUUCCAACCAUUCAGUCAUACUUUGCAGAACGAUGCAGUGUUUCUGUUUCCCAACUGAAUAUGUGUGUUAGAACAGGAAUUAGUAUGUGAUGUGGGAUUUCCACAAUUGUUUCGUUAAAAUAUACAUCCAUAAAACACAUCUAUAAUCCAGGCUCUUAUUUGAUUAUUCGAAUCAGUGCCAAAAGGUUAAAUGGCGUUGCGAAUAUAUUUUGUUUUAAUUAGUUCAUUAGUAUUGCUUCAUCAGUACAAGGUUCAAAAUGUCUCGGAAACCUACGCGAUUCAUCGAUUUAAAUAUUUUCAAAACAUUAACCAUAGUACAUUGUACGACUUUGUAACUCAUGUGGAAUCUAUCAACAAGUGGAUGAAAUUUGUUACUUUCGUGUCAAGCGACCAGAAAUCACUUGCGGUCGGUAAAUUAUACAAAGCGGUCAUCGAGCCCAACACAAUCCUAUUGCGUGUGGUUGAAUACCGUCCAAUGGAGUAUAUCACCCUCGAGUCGGCGAUAAAAGAUAGUUUUUUUCAAGUAAAGAUUGAACUAUAUUUUUACAAGGGUUGUAAUGAGGAACUACGUUUGUCGGAUAAAAACCAUUCUGCAUUGAAUUCACUUCGUUCAGCUGAACCAGAUAAUAGAAAUAACGAUUAUGAAGAUUUAAGAAACAGGGGUAAAGGAAGUGGAUUGCGUGUAAUUGUUUUUUUCGUCCAUACAUCAUAUUUAUUUCAGAAUACUAUCGGUGCCAUUUUUCGACACAUCUUUAGCCAAAAACUGGAUUAUUCUUUAGCGAAUCUAGUAAAUAUGCUGCCACACGUUGAUGAGCAUAUCUUUUACCGAUAGAUCACAAUCACCGGUCGUCGGAACAUAUUAAAUCCAUUCCGCCAUAGGGUUAUCUGUUGGUCGUUCAAACCGUCGUACCAACGGUAUGGCAGUGCUAUUAAAAAGUCUUUGUAUAUAUUCAGUUAGUUGCUGAAAUUUUUUAAAAAAAUAUUUAAAGAACUUUAACUUGUACUGUCGGUUUAGAAUAUGAUUACCGUUAUGAUGUCUCCUAUAUCCAAACCAUCGACGGCUUGCGAAAGGAACAACACUAUAAAAGCAACAGCCAUCGUGCACCACUGACAAGAGCCCUUCAUAAACUGUCUGCAAUCAAAUUACCUUCUAGAAAACAGCAUAUGAAGCGUCUGUUUUAACAGUUAGAAUUGUACAGAAACAAAUAAAAAGUAUAAUCACUGCUCGGGUGAUUUCCCAUCCAGGGUCAAACAAAUGAUUUUAUCAUUUGUAUGUUACAUUUAUUCUAUGCACUUCAAGGUUAAG